AUGGCAGAUUGUGAAUCUACUAGAGAAGGAAGCAAAUCCAACGAAAUGUCAUUAAUUAAGCAAAAUAGUCAUAGUGGUCUAAUAUUUGAACCGUCAAGCACAGAUGAAGUUCAUUCUUCGAAUAUUUCAGUAUCAGAUGGAACAGCAUUGCAAUCAAUACCUUCAUCUUGUAAUAUUUUAGCAAAUAAUAGAAACAUCAGUUCAGCUUCGGCUCCUGUAGAAAGUUAUAAUAUGUCACCGAUUACAUUUAAUUUAAAUAGAAUAAUGAGCGAUCCAGAUCCUCAAAAUUUAGCUUCCUUAACCCCAAUUAAAAUAGAUUAUUUAAACACUAAUAGUCCAUUAUCCUAUCAAUCAAGUAAGUCUAUAAUAGCCAUUCCUAAAAAAAUGGAAGGAAAGAAAAGCAAAGUGGAUGAUUCUAUUGAUUCGAUUAGCAAGCAAGUAUACCGUGAAAAUUUAAACAGCAUAUCUAAUCAAAUGAUUAAACUAAUGAAUGAUUUGAAUCACAUUUAUAAUAAGAUAGGUUAUACAAACAAUGAAAUCCAUCAAAAUGAAUCAGUUAUUUUCAACCAUUUUUCCAAAUCUAUAGAGAAUUAUUAUAGUUCAGCAAAUGAAAAAAUGAAUGCUCUUUCACUUAAAAAUGAUUUAAAACAGCAAUAUCUUAAUAGAAUAUUGGAGAUCAUAAAUGACCCAUCAGGUAUUAAAACUAUUCCUGAUUUAUACAUUAGAAAUGGCAUGGUGAAUGAAGAAUAUAAAAACGCACCAUCUCCACGAAAGGAAUUAACCUUAUUAAAUAAGGAAAAAAUUUUGAAUAAAUCCAGAGUUUACAUACUAGAUAAAUAUAUCCCAUUGCUUUUGGAAUAUUUAGAUAAUGUUAUUAAAUUUAGAAAAAUUCUUAAAUCAACUGGUGAUGAAGAAAUUAAAACUUCUACCAAAAUUUCAGGUUUUAAUAAUGACAAUAGUACUUCAAAUCUAGCCAUGAUACCAACAAUGGAAAAUGCUAUUCACCUUUAUAAAAAUUUAAAAACCUUGUAUGGCAUUGAUUCAACCAAAAUAUUGGGGAAUGAGAUUUCGAUGGAAAAUAUUGAAGCAGAAAAAUAUGAUAAUUUAAUGAAUUUUAUUACAGAAAAUAAAAAUAUGAUACUUUAUAAUAAUACUUUGAAUAACAUUUCCGAAAAACGAACUAAAGAAACUAUUGAGCUCAUCGACUGCUAUAAAUUAGAAUAUAUUAAGAGAUUAAAAGAAUUGAUUUUUGUAAGCCAAUCUACCUUUAAUUUAUUAAAACAACUGCAUAUUCAUCCAAAAAUAGAGUUAAAUCAGGAUAUUAAUAGACAAAUUAAUUUAUUUUCAUCAAUUGAAUUGAAUUCUAUUGAAUCUGAAGUACAAAAUAAUACUUAUCACAUUGUAGAUGCUAAAACAAUGGUAGACAUUGAAAAAGUUCAUCAACACUAUCAGGCGAUAUGCAGCAAUAGAUCUAGUGAAAAAAAUCAACUGUUAAGAAAAUGUCAGCAAUUAUGGUCAGUCUUAAAAAUUCCAAAUCAUGAAAUUAAUCAAUUUAUUUCAGCAAAUCGUGAUUUAUCAAUUCAAAAUAUAAAAAAUUAUAAGACUGAAAUUCAAAGACUUCAUGAUUUAAAAAAAAAAUGGAUAAAAACUUUAAUUAAUGACUCCAAAAAGAGAAUUCAAGAGUUAUGGGAUCAUCUACAAUAUUCUAAUGAAAGAAGUAUGUUUUUAAAUGAAAUUGCAAUUCUUGAGAAUAAUUCGAAUAGCUUAUCGGAUGAUGAGUUAAUAUUAUCUAGAUGUGAAGAAGAAAUUAAAGAUUUAGAAAGUAAAGCAAAAAUUUGUGAUCCAAUAUUAAAGCUAUUGGAAGAAUUUAAAUUGAUGCAAAAAGAUCAGGCACAAUUAGAAGAUGGGGAAAAAAAUUCAACAAGGUUAUUCAACAGAGAUUCACAUAAAGUUUUAAUGAUUGAAGAGAAACUAAGGAAAAAAAUCACUAGAUAUUUUCCUAAAGUAAUUCAGGAAUUAAAAUUAAAACUGGAAGAAUUUAAGAUUGAGUUUCAUAAAGAGUUUAUGUAUAUGGGUGAAAGUUUAUUUGAUCUUGUGGUUAAACAAGAAACUGAACUAUAUGCAAAGUAUCCACGAAUCAAAUAUAAUAUUUCUACAAGAACUCUAAUCAACUCUCCCACAAAAAGUAUGAGAAACAAGACUACGAAUAACGUUACGAAGAAAAGUAUAUCUCCAAAGAAAAUUAACAAGAAAGUAAGGAAAAACUUGGAAGAAACACUUAUUAAAGAAGUUGAAAAUAUUUCUAAUAAUACUACCCAUUUUUUAAGUAAAACACCCAUUGGAAAAUGUACAACAAUGAAUAAUGAAACUAAUAAUAUGACAACUAAGAGUGAUAGUUUUAAUAAAGAUUUCUCUUCAACUAUCAGUACUCAUCAAUCAAUAACUUCGUCUAUAAAUAAUGACCACAAUGAAUCACCAACAGAAUCAACAAGAUUAUUACCUCCUACUGUUAUUACAAGAAACAGUCCUUCAAGAAUUCCCGUUCCAAAAUUUAAAAAAAAUUCUCCUGAUGGUUGUAUUCCACCACCAAAAUUUAAUGUAAACUCAGUAUAUUCAUCUAGUGGAUUUAUUCGUCCAACAACUUUGUUCCCAGUUACACAACAAAGGUUAAAUAGGACCCAAAGUAAUAUCCCAACAAUUCAUGUAGAACCAAAGGAUAUAUUAAAACUUUUAUCAGAUGGUAAUAAAGAAAAUGAAGCUCCAAGUUCAUCCCCACAAGGGAAAAAUAGUAUCAAGCAAUAUUCUAAAGAAUUUCAAUCUGAAAACUAUGAAGUCCCUCAGAAUUCAAUUUGCAAUACUAGAAGUAGUCCAUUUAGAGAACCAGAAAAUAGUGUCUAUAAGAUAACAACAUCGCCAGAAGGUAAGCAUGUUAUCAACAUUAAGGGAGAAAUAAACAAUAGUAUUUAUGAUGAUACAAGCAUAAUGGACAAUGAAAAUGAUAUCGACUAUGAAUAUUUAAAUUGGCAAAAUGAACGAUUCUCGAAAUUAGAGAACUAA
Messenger RNA from Henningerozyma blattae CBS 6284, 3057 nucleotides. It is a transcript of the gene ASE1, whose product is annotated as Ase1p. Gene Ontology annotation, cellular component: spindle; mitotic spindle midzone; cytoplasm. The transcript has a single exon. The coding region runs from base 1 to 3057 and encodes 1018 amino acids. NCBI's taxonomy places the organism in Eukaryota, Fungi, Ascomycota, Saccharomycetes, Saccharomycetales, Saccharomycetaceae. Gene Ontology annotation, molecular function: microtubule binding. The record is from RefSeq and is a predicted model, not a curated record. Gene Ontology annotation, biological process: microtubule cytoskeleton organization; mitotic spindle midzone assembly.